AUGGACAUAAACAUUCCAAAACCAGCUGGUAUGAAGGCGGCCACCACCGCUUCCAGCCCAUCCUACGCCGUGCUUCUGUCCGGGACGCACGUCACAGGCAAAGAAACCUUGGCUCCCUCCCUGUCAAAAGCACUGGGCUGCCAAUGGAUCAAGGCGGAAAUGGCCCAUAACGCCGCGACGUUCGGGGCCCGGUCGCAGGCCAGGAGGGGUUUCGACUACGGCAAGGUCUUCGGGCGGAUCUGGUCGUCCAAGCUGCAGCGGCUGGGCUUCCUGGCGGGCGGCGGCGAGCCAGACGGAGAAGUCGAGCACGGGGCCGAGGCGCCUCGGAGCAAUCCUGGGGUGCAGCAGUGCGCAGCGGUCAUCUCCCUAUAUCACAUGCGCAAGCCCGCCCGUGAUGCUAUCCGCGCCGCCAUGCAGGCGCAAGAGGUCAGGCCCGUGUUUGUCAUUUUGCAUAUCACCGAGGAGACCUUGUCGGGGAGGACGCUCGGCGCCGAGGAGCCGCGGCUGGCUGAGCAGAUCAUGGCGCACAAGGUUGCGGAUAUCCAGGUGCCGCUGGAGGAGGAGAGGGAUGUCAUCCUGGUCGACUCGCUGCGGGACGUUGACGCGUUGUUCCCGGAGAUCCUGGAGAGGGUUGCCCAGCAGCUACGGAUGGAUGUGUGA
Messenger RNA from Diaporthe amygdali, 660 nucleotides. RefSeq lists its product as uncharacterized. The record is from RefSeq and is a predicted model, not a curated record. Lineage: Eukaryota; Fungi; Ascomycota; Sordariomycetes; Diaporthales; Diaporthaceae. The coding region runs from base 1 to 660 and encodes 219 amino acids. The transcript has a single exon.